AUGACUCAGCCCAGAAUUUGUGAUACGCUCGUGGCACACGAGAAGUCGAAUGCUCUGGAAGAGCUGGAACAUGUGCAUCCAUCUAAUUCCUCGCCACUUCCUUCAGAAUAUGACCCUCCAGAUGGCGGGUUUUGGGCAUGGGCAACUGUUUUCGGGUGUUUUUUGAUACAGUUUUGUGGUUUUGGAUAUGUAUCAUCAUAUGGAGUGUAUCAAGAUUUUUACACGCGAAUUUACCUGGCCAAUCAACCACCUGAAUACACUUACACUCUGGAGUCUGUUGUCUCAGUCACUGUCAGAUGGAUUGGUGCAUUGACCUCGUUCCUGGCAGAUAGUGUCACCUUGAUCUCAGGACCGCUGUACGACAGAGGAUGGUUCUACCAAUUGAUGAUUGUGGGCUCGGCCCUCCAGUCAAUAUCCUUGUUCGCGUUAUCUCUCGCAAAGCCUGGUCAGUUCUACCUUAUUUUCAUUGUUCAAGGUAUCCUUUCGGGGAUUGGGAUGGGUAUAACGUAUGGUCCCUGCAUGGCGGUUAUCUCUCAGCACUUCUCCAAGAGACGCACGUUGGUGAUGUCUCUUGUCGCGUCCGGUUCACCAAUGGGUGCCGUUGUUCAUCCGAUCAUGCUAAAUCAUCUUUUAAACGGCACUGUUGGCUUUGAGCGAGGUGUUCGUGCCAGUGCAGGUUUUGUCAGUGCUCUAUUGUUGAUAUCUUGCCUAUCCAUGCGCACGAGAGCACUCUCAAUGUCAAAACCGACUACAAGCUAUAAUGCAGCUGUGCGAAAAUGCUCUCGAGAUGUUUUCUUCAUCCUCAUAACCGCCGGGUCAACAAUAUUUCAGAUCGGGUAUUACUUCCCUAUAUUUUACUUGCAACUUGACUCUAUCAAACAUGGGAUUGACGUCCAUUUCUCGUUCUAUUCCCUUGUGAUCAUGAAUGCCGCUUGUGUCGUCGGCCGCUGCACAGCAGGAAUAAUUGCAGCGUACACAGGGGCAUUAAACUUCACGAUGGUAUCCACUCUCGCAUGCAGUGCCCUGAUCAUUUGCAUGAUAGCGCUGAGCGACGUAGCAGGUGUGAUUGUAUUAGGGCUUGGAUAUGGUUACUUUUCUGGAGUUUAUGUUGCGUUGAUGGUACCGUUGGUGACUGUGUUUACGCCCGACUUGUCCGAGCUAGGAGCGCGAUUUGGGAUAUGUUUUGCUUUCACUGCCUUUGGUGGAUUACUCGGCGGCCCAAUAUCAGGCGCUUUGCUUUCCUCUCAAUACAGGUGGUGGAUAGCAUCGCUCUUCAGUGGGGUGAGUAGUUUUGCAUUGUUCCCGCACCAUGCUGAAAUGUUUAUCUACCGUGAUAAGCUCAUCUGUUUUGUCGGAAGCUCCAUGUUUGUGGUGAUGCGCUUGAUGAUAUAUCGCAGACGAAAAACGGAAGAGACACUUGCCACCCACAACGCGCUGAAAUGA
This is a messenger RNA of Suillus plorans, 1443 nucleotides long. RefSeq names its product major facilitator superfamily domain-containing protein. Gene Ontology annotation, cellular component: fungal-type vacuole membrane. The transcript is spliced from 13 exons. Gene Ontology annotation, molecular function: transmembrane transporter activity. NCBI's taxonomy places the organism in Eukaryota, Fungi, Basidiomycota, Agaricomycetes, Boletales, Suillaceae. Bases 1 to 1443 code for a protein of 480 amino acids. Gene Ontology annotation, biological process: transmembrane transport. The record is from RefSeq and is a predicted model, not a curated record.